GGCGGGGUCUGUUGCUAGGAUACGGUAAACUCCUGAGUGCCGGUAUGAGAGAACAGUGAGAGAGGAGAAUCCUCUGUUUAUUAAACUACGGUUUAUAGAGAGAGAAACCGAGGACUCAUUAUGGAGAUUGUGUACGUGUAUGUCAAAAAGCGCAGUGAGUUCGGCCGGCAGUGUAACUUCUCGGACAGGCCGGCUGAGCUACACGUGGACAUUCUGCCUGACCCAUCUCUUGCUGCCAAUUUCAUAGACAGAGACCCUUGUGAUGUACCCAUACAGUGCACGCAGGAAAUGUCUGAGCAUGAGGUGAACACAGAGCGUUUUGAGUAUGAGACACGCGGGAUAAACCACAUGGAAGGGGGGUGGCCAAAAGAUGUCAACCCCCAGGAAAUGGAACAGACCAUUCGUUACAGGAAGAAAGUGGAGAAGGAUGAGAACUAUGUGAACACAAUCCUGCAGCUGGGGAGUCACAUGGAGCAUUGCAUCAGGCAGAACAAUGCCAUUGAUAUCUAUCAGGAAUACUUUGAAGAGGAGGAAGGUGUGGAGGAGACAGAGGAGCAGCCGUCAGCCAAAACCAUCAAUGUGUUCAGAGAUCCUAAUGAGGUGAAACGCACUGCUACCAGCCUGUCUUGGCACCCUGAUGGCAGCCAGAAACUUGCUGUGGCCUACUCCUCUCUGGAGUUCCAGAAAGUCAGCAAAGACAUGAGCUAUGAUUCCUAUAUCUGGGACAUUGAAGUGUCCAAUAAACCUGAAAUGACCCUGAAACCUGUGUCUCCACUCGUCUGCCUGGAGUAUAACCCCAAAGACUCACAUAUUCUAGUUGGAGGAAGCUACAACGGACAAAUCGCGUACUGGGACACACGGAAAGGAAGUCAGCCGGUUGAGAUGUCCACCAUUGAGCACAGUCAUAGAGACCCAGUUUAUAAGGUCAUCUGGCUGCAGUCGAAGACAGGCACAGACUUCUUCUCAGCUUCCACUGAUGGUCAGGUGUUGUGGUGGGAUAUUCGUAAAAUGAGUGAACCCACAGAAAGACUGGUUCUGGAUCCCAGCAAGAAGGGUAAACUGGACCAGGCCUUGGGGGCCAUCUCACUAGAGUUUGAAACUACCAUGCCCACAAAGUUUAUGGUUGGGACUGAGCAGGGAAUGGUGGUCUCGUGUAACCGCAAAGCCAAAACUCCAGCUGAGAAGAUCGUGUGCACAUACAGUGGCCAUCAUGGGCCCAUCUAUUCCCUUCAGAGGAACCCUUUCUUUCCCAAGAAUUUCCUGACUGUUGGUGAUUGGACAGCCCGCAUCUGGUCUGAAGACAUUAGAGAAUCAUCCAUCAUGUGGACCAAAUACCAAACGGCUUAUCUGUCUGAUGGAUGCUGGAGUCCUGUUAGACCUUCUGUCUUCUUCACUGUCAAAAUGGACGGCACCUUAGACGUUUGGGACUUCCUGUUCAAGCAGAAUGACCCGACACUCAGUAUUAAAGUCUGUGAUGAAGCUCUAUACAGCAUGCGGGUGCAGGAUAAUGGGCGUUUUCUGGGAUGCGGCUCAGAGCUGGGCACCACCACGCUGCUGGAGAUAUCCUCAGGCCUUUGCACACUGCAGAGAAACGAAAAAGCUCUGGCUACUGCGAUGUUUGAGCGAGAGACGAAGCGGGAGAAGAUUUUGGAGGCUCGUCACAGAGAGAUGCGUCUGAAGGAGCGCAGUCGCUCGGAGCAGAGCAAGGAGGACGAGACUAAAGAGACAGAGGGAGAAGAGAGUGCUGAGGAGCUGGUGGCCCGUGCUGAGAGAGAGUUCUACGAGAUGGUGGAGGCUGAGAUGAAGAAAAGGGAGAAGGAUGAGAAAAUAGAGAUAGACCAGGAGAAAGGUGUGUGUGAGGAGAAGGAAAUAUAAGAAGAAGAAGAAGCAGCAGCACAGUCCAAGCUUGUGUGAAUGAAGAGAAGAAACAAAGAAACAUUUGAUCCAUCUGUUUAUCUCCCACUGGAAAAAACAAACAAAUUCAAUACCCUUAACUGCAGAGCUCACACAGUGAUUUAUUCAACAGCCACAGCAGGUGUAGAUAAAAUGAAUCAAUGAAUUUUGAAUUAAUUUUGCACUUUAUCUGGUUUCUUUUUAGGUGCAUGUUGUUUGCCACAGUUCUAGAGGUUUGGGUUUUACUCUGGGUUUAAUUCUUAAAGAUAACUGAUUUCAACCCUGUAGCACUCAUGUGUGCAGUAUAUGUAUUCUUAAUUAUCCAUCCUUGUAUAUCUCAGUACUUUUUAAACAAUUUGACACUGUUGUUCCUAGAUAAAUAACAAUAAAAUCAAUUAAUUAAAA
Astyanax mexicanus (Mexican tetra) is the source of this 2298-nucleotide messenger RNA. It is a transcript of the gene dnai2b, whose product is annotated as dynein, axonemal, intermediate chain 2b. The transcript is spliced from 13 exons. Lineage: Eukaryota; Metazoa; Chordata; Actinopteri; Characiformes; Acestrorhamphidae. Gene Ontology annotation, biological process: outer dynein arm assembly; cilium movement. The record is from RefSeq and is a predicted model, not a curated record. Gene Ontology annotation, cellular component: outer dynein arm. Gene Ontology annotation, molecular function: dynein light chain binding; dynein heavy chain binding. The coding region runs from base 121 to 1875 and encodes 584 amino acids.